GCAAAUGUUGUCUCAUGUCUGAGCAGUGCCCUGUGCCCACUUGGCUGCCUCAAGUUUCUUAUCCAACUCUCAUCGUCUCUCUUUUCUUGAACUGCCGUUGGAAAAACUAAAUCCAACCAGAAAAUUAAAAAUCUCACAACAUGAACACCUUGCCCUCUACGUCUUUCUGCAACCACCAGAUUCCAAGAUUUCGUUUCGCCACCACCACCACUUCAAGACUCAGAAACUUCUCAUCCCAAACUCUUCCCUUUCAGAGCAGAAGAAGUCUCAGACUCAGAGUAUAUGCCAAUUCCAACGAAGUAGACACACAAGCUCUGGAAGAACCAAGCACAGAGGAACUAAAACAAGAACAACCCAAAGAAGCGAGCAAGCUCUCCAGUACUUCAUCAGCUUCUGCCGCUCCACUUGACAAAGACCUUAAAAAGGUUGUUCAAAAAACUGCUGCAACGUUUGCACCAAGGGCUUCCACAGCUACCAAGAAUCCUGCUGUACCUGGAACUACUUUAUACACUGUUUUUGAAGUUCAAGGCUAUGCUUCCCUGGUGUUAGGUGGUGUUUUGUCUUUUAAUCUCUUAUUCCCAUCAAACGAACCAGACAUCUGGAGACUAAUGGGCAUGUGGUCCAUCUGGAUGUUCACGAUUCCGUCAUUACGAGCGCGAGAUUGCUCGAAAAAUGAGAAGGAGGCUCUUAACUAUCUCUUCCUUAUCAUUCCACUGCUCAACAUAAUAAUCCCAUUCUUUGUGAAGUCCUUUGCCGUGGUUUGGUCCGCAGAUACUGUAGCCUUCUUUGGAAUGUAUGCGUGGAAGCUCGGUUGGCUACAAAGAGAAGACUAGGAAUCCAACAUUAAGAUCAAGAAACCCAUAACUUUCCUACACACUGGCCUUACUGCCAAGGUGAAGCAAGUUUUGAAUUUGUUUUAGCAAUGAAGCAUUGCUUGCCUUAUACACAAGAUAAAGAUAUAUCCUAGUUCAUGAAGAUGAAUGGCUGCAUUCAAAUUCCAGAGGAGUGGCUGCAUGACGGGUGAUGUGUAUCAAUCGUAAAUUCCUAGGAAAUCCAGUUGAUUGCAAAAUUAGGGGUUAAUACACCUUGUUUCCAAAGGAACCGACUUUUGUGUCCCUUUAUGUUUCUUUUCAUAUCUCUUUAAUAAUAUUUUUUAUCUUUAUUGCUCAA
Messenger RNA from Morus notabilis, 1170 nucleotides. RefSeq lists its product as uncharacterized. Gene Ontology annotation, cellular component: chloroplast. The transcript has 4 exons. Bases 141 to 833 code for a protein of 230 amino acids. Lineage: Eukaryota; Viridiplantae; Streptophyta; Magnoliopsida; Rosales; Moraceae. Gene Ontology annotation, biological process: defense response. The record is from RefSeq and is a predicted model, not a curated record.